AUGGAGUCGAGAACGGGGCGUUUAAAUCAAAGAUACAAUUCCAAAGGAGAACGGCUUGUUGCUGGGGUGGUUCCGCUUACCGAAGACAAGAAUUACGUGAUGCUGAUACGGUCAACGCGGAGAAAAGGUUGGGUAUUGCCCAAGGGUGGCUGGGAGACGGACGAGGAAUGCCAGGCUGCUGCACAGCGGGAAGCCUGGGAAGAGGCAGGAAUUCUGGUACAGAUUGAUUUCGAUCUCGGAGACAUUGUCGAGACUCGCCCACCAAAGGCACCUUCGAAAACCAAGACACGCGAGAAAGCCCUCUACCGCUUUUACGAGGCCACAGUAACCAGCGAAGAAAAUGACUGGCCGGAAAAGAGCAAGCGCCAAAGACAGUGGAUGACCUUUGAGGUUGCCUACGACGCACUCAAGGAACGCCCAGAACUCCAAGAAGCUUUGAAUCGGUCGACCAUGAAGCGGUGA
Grosmannia clavigera kw1407 is the source of this 462-nucleotide messenger RNA. Its product is annotated as nudix domain containing protein. Gene Ontology annotation, molecular function: diphosphoinositol-polyphosphate diphosphatase activity; bis(5'-adenosyl)-hexaphosphatase activity; endopolyphosphatase activity. NCBI's taxonomy places the organism in Eukaryota, Fungi, Ascomycota, Sordariomycetes, Ophiostomatales, Ophiostomataceae. The record is from RefSeq and is a predicted model, not a curated record. The transcript is spliced from 2 exons. Gene Ontology annotation, biological process: adenosine 5'-(hexahydrogen pentaphosphate) catabolic process; diadenosine pentaphosphate catabolic process; diphosphoinositol polyphosphate metabolic process. Gene Ontology annotation, cellular component: nucleus; cytoplasm. The coding region runs from base 1 to 462 and encodes 153 amino acids.